Rotaria sp. Silwood2 is the source of this 1254-nucleotide messenger RNA. The record is from the annotation of a GenBank genome assembly. Lineage: Eukaryota; Metazoa; Rotifera; Eurotatoria; Philodinida; Philodinidae.
AUGGGUAUAAUUUUAUCAUUAUAUCAUUAUAUCAGAGGACAUGGAGGUAUUAAUCAACUCGGUGGAGUUUUUGUUAAUGGUCGACCAUUACCCGAUCUUGUUCGUCAAUCAAUUGUUGAUUUAGCUAAACAAGGUGUACGACCAUGUGAUAUAAGUCGACAAUUACGAGUAUCACAUGGUUGUGUAAGUAAAAUUCUUGGAAGGUAUCAUGAAACAGGUUCGAUUCGUCCCGGUAUUAUUGGUGGAAGUAAACCAAAAGUUGCUACACCAAAAGUUGUGGAUGCUAUAAGUAAUUAUAAAAGUCAAGCACCAACAAUGUUUGCAUGGGAAAUUCGUGAACGUCUUAUUGCUGAUGGAAUAUGUGAUUCAGAUAAAGUGCCAAGUGUUAGUUCGAUUAAUAGAAUUGUUCGUAAUCGUGGAAAUUUAAAUGAUAAUUUAAAAGCAAAUAAUCAUAAUAAUAAUAAUAAUUCAUCACCAACAACAUCAAAUGAAACAACAACAACAACAACACCAUCAGCUAUUAUAAGUGGUACAACAAGUAAUGAAGAUGAUAGUCGAAGUCAUCCAACAGGUGUACCAUCAUCACCUAAUGGUUAUAGUAUUCAUAGUUUACUUAAUCAUUCACAAUAUAAUUUACAUUCAAAUGAAUAUUCAAUAAAACGUUCUCAUCAUCAUCAUCACCAUAAUCAUCAUCAUCAUGGAUCUCGUAUAAAUCAUCAUAUCGAAAUGCUUGAUUAUAAACAUUUUUCGGCUGAACAAAUUAAUUUUUUGGAUAAAUUUUUUAAAGAUAAUCCAUGGGCAGAUAAUGCACAAAUUGAAUCGAUUGCUAAAGCAACUGGUCUUUCGGAAUCAAUAAUUAAAACUUAUAUUGAUCAACGUCGUGCUAAAUGGAAUUCAAUGUAUACAUCAAAUAAUUAUCUUAAUUAUAAUACAAAUGAUUUUUCAAAUGAUUUAUCAACACAAUCAUCAUUUCAUAAUGUUAAUCAACAUUUUAUUGGAAAUAAUAAUACAAUGAAAAAUGAUUUUGAUAUAUCAUCAACACAAUCUAAUGAACUUUUUUGUUCAUCAUCAACACCUUAUCCAACAUCAACAACAAAUUUUCCAAUACCAGCACAUGCAUCAGAAUAUUAUUCUUCAAAUCCAUAUUCAACUGAUUGGCGUUAUUCAUCAUUUUCAAAUUUUAAUCGUGAUAUUCAUCAAUAUUAUCCUUAUUAUGUAUGCGAUUCAUCGCUGAAAUCCGAACCUAUUCCAUAA